This is a messenger RNA of Trypanosoma grayi, 522 nucleotides long. RefSeq names its product trypanothione/tryparedoxin dependent peroxidase 2. Gene Ontology annotation, molecular function: glutathione peroxidase activity. Gene Ontology annotation, biological process: response to oxidative stress. The record is from RefSeq and is a predicted model, not a curated record. The coding region runs from base 1 to 522 and encodes 173 amino acids. The transcript has a single exon. NCBI's taxonomy places the organism in Eukaryota, Euglenozoa, Kinetoplastea, Trypanosomatida, Trypanosomatidae.
AUGACCUCAGAAGGAGCGGUUUCAGCUCCCACUAGCAUCUACGACUUCCAGACGCUGGACGCUGACCACCAGUUGUAUGAUCUCUCGCAGCACAAGGGGCACCCACUUCUAAUCUACAAUGUGGCCAGCAAGUGUGGUUACACAAAAAGUGGAUAUGAGACAGCCACCACUCUAUACAACAAGUACAAGGAUAAGGGCUUUACCGUUCUUGCCUUCCCAUGUAAUCAAUUCGGCGGGCAGGAGCCAGGGACGGAGCUUGAGGUCAAGGAAUUUGUCUGCACGCGCUUCAAGGCCAGAUUCCCCAUUAUGGCGAAGAUCAGCGUUAAUGGCAGCAAUGCACAUCCCUUGUAUGAGUUCAUGAAGAAGGCUAGGCCUGGUGUUCUCGGCACGAAGGCCAUUAAAUGGAAUUUUACAUCAUUCCUCAUCGACAAGAAUGGCAUUCCUGUGGAGCGCUUUUCACCUGGGGCAUCCGCAAGUGAAAUUGAGAAGAAACUUGUUCCCCUGCUCAGGUCGUCAUAUUAA